This is a messenger RNA of Stylonychia lemnae, 2025 nucleotides long. The record is from the annotation of a GenBank genome assembly. Lineage: Eukaryota; Ciliophora; Spirotrichea; Sporadotrichida; Oxytrichidae.
AUGUCUGAAUAAUUAAACUCUAGAUCAAUUCAAUAGCAAAUCAAUUUUAAACGCAUUAUUCCAACUUUCAAUUCAAAAGUUGUUGAAGCUAAUAGAAGAGAGAAUGACUCAAUCAAACCUAGACCUAAACUUUAGGAUAUUACAUUAUAUCAAAGAAAUCAAGAUCAUAAAGCUUCUAAUUUUGCAGAUUUUAUGAGCCAAAAGAAUGCGCUAAAAAGCUAAAAUUUUCAAAGCAAUAAUCCAUUUACACUGGACUAAAAUACAAUUGGAACUAAAAACCCCUUGAAAAGGACUAACUAUGAUGACCUUGAUACUGAGCAAGAUAGUAUCUUAACUGGUGUUACUUUUAAGCUUAGUAAUUUUUAGUUUGAAGGCUCCGACCAACAGAACAGCUAAAUUUCACCUGUCUAGGAUGACUUUGCUUAAAGCAAUUUAUAAGAUGAACAAAUUAGAAAUCAACCUCCACUCUACAUCCCCAGAUAAUUAGCUCUUUCAAACUCCCUUUUAAAAGAAGCCUUAAAGAGAAAGCACAUUUAGUAAUGGAAAUUCAAUGUCAGAUGCUUCAAAUUCCACAAGAUUUAGUGGAAUUCUUAGUAUUUUACCAGAAUCUAGACUUUAAGAAUAGAAAAGGCAGUUUAAUUUGAAUACUUCAUUCGAAUCAGAUCGAAAUCAAAGGUCUCCAAAUUAGGUCCCAGAGGAGAGGCUUAAAUUAAAAAUUAAAAGUAGCAUGAGACUAGGUCUCCUAAUAAUAAUUAAAAGUUCAUUAACUCUCAAAGAUAGUAGAUUUAAGGAUCAGAUUUUUAAGUCUAUUCCAGAUAAGAAAAUAAUGAAUAACAAAGAGCAAAUCUUUUUUCUUAGAAUGACUAGAAAGAUCAAUAUCAGAAUAAUUUCAAUUUUUAACAAAUCUUCAAUAGACACAAUGAACCAUUACCAUUAAAUCAAAGUGUCCAGUCUCAAACUAUUUUUAAAGAUGCAUUAUCGACCUUGAGUAAUUUUCAUGAUAGGAAGAUCUUCAAGUCUUCAUAAACUUCCCUGCCCAUGCAGAAAAGAGAAAAACUCCAGGAUUAUCAUCAAUAAGCUUUACUUUAGAACAGAAAGAUAUUCAAACCAAGUAGCUCAUCAGCAUUCAAGACCUUUCAGAAGUAAACUACUGAAACUUAGCCUCAAAAUUAUAGCAAGUAAUAUUAAGUUCAAAAUAAGUAAAAGAAUAUUUACGACUUGGAUGAAAUAAAGGAGGAGAAUUCCUAGAAUUUGAAAGAAAACGCUAUUCAAACACUUUAAGUUUUCACGGAUGAAGCUGAGUAGAAUAAUAAAUUAAGUCAGGCAAGAGACUCAAUCCAAAUAAGAAAAAGCAAUCUCGUAUAACUUCACAAUGUAUCUGAAAAUGAAAAUGACACUAAAUAAACAAAUCAGUAGGAACCUGAAGAGAUUUCAGAAACAGAUGAUGAAAUAUCAGAAGUUGAAUUCUCCAAGAACAGGCUUAGUGACUUUGAAGAUAGAAUUGAAUCAAAAGAUGCAAGGGUGAAGAAUGACAAUAAGAACAAAAUGGAAUUUUAUUAAAGGUUUAUAGAUAACAUGAAUCUAAGUAAUUUAUAGAUGGGCAAGAGAAUAGCUCCUUACUCUAAUCAAAACUAGAAUAAGAUUGAAUUAAAAAAAUAAAUUCGCUAUCAGUACUUCAACAGAACUAAUCCUAAUCAUCAAUAAAGCUCAAGGACUUCUCAAAUUGUAGAUUUCAUGAUCUUUUCAGAUGAUCAAAUUGGCUUUACCAAUUGGAAUUUCUUCAAAGAUAAAAUCAUCGAUUCAGAUGAAGAUUAUGAGUCUGAUGACUAAGUUGUUGUCACUGGUGUAGACAAUUGUAUGCAUGACUUGAGAUAUCUACAGAGAGUACUCAAUCAACCACACCCCUUAAAUUAUUGUAAAAAUAUGCAAAGAGUUCGAGCACAACAGAAAUUAAAAGCUGAAAUGGAAAAUGUUAGGCACUCACAAAAUAGUCUCUAUAUGAACUUAAAUAAUCUUAGGAAAUGA